Molecule: messenger RNA, 1260 nt
Organism: Salpingoeca rosetta
Lineage: Eukaryota; Choanoflagellata; Craspedida; Salpingoecidae
Exons: 3
Coding region: 92-1138 (348 amino acids)
Source: RefSeq, a predicted model, not a curated record
UUUUGAAAUCGCCCAACAAGCCAACCAACCGCGCGCACGUUUGCUAUCGCACGCGACCAUCACCACAAGUGAAGCACAAGCAAGCGCGAGCAUGGGGGACGAUGAUACCAGCGGCGGCGAUCGCGAUGCUGCGCCCGCACAGGAGGCGUUCCGACGCAUGUUCCUCUCCAGUGAAUGGAAGAAGGAUACCACUCAACCAAGCGACGUGUUGUCGAGGGUGCGUGCGUUCUUGCCGGAGCUUCAGCGCGCAAACGCAUCGCUGCCAACCCAAGUUGCACCCUGCGUGGAGAUUGAAACACUCCCUGACGUGCACACGGGCCUGGACUACUAUGCGGAGAGCAGCGACGAAGAAGGUGACGACGCCGAUGCCGGAAAGAAUGACAACAACGACAGCAGCCACGGAGGUAAUGGCAGUGAUGACGGCGACGAUGAUGCACAACACGCCGUAAUGGACACCGCCGAUGAAGAUGGGCAAGGCACAAGCAGCACAGACGGUCAGCACAAAAAGCACAUGAAGCAGAGUGAGGGAAAGGCACCUCGAGUCAGCGCAGUCAAGCCGAAAGCGCAGGCGCAGCAGAGCACACAGCAGGCGUCUUCAAGCGCCAACGACGUCGCGGCAGACCAGACGAAUGAUAUGGAUAGCGGCGAUGACAACAACUCAAAGGAAGAAGAUGAAGACGGGCGGCACGUGGAAAUGACGCUGCUCUGUGGGCUGUUUGAGGAGAAGAAGAAAGGCAGCAGCAGCCAGACAAAUGGUGGGAACGCGAAGAUCACCGCCGUCAACGCCAGCGACAGCGAACAACAACACCAGCAAGCACUAGAACAACAGCAACCACAGCAACCCCGCGUGGGGAUGGGCGAUGAUGGUGUGGAGCGGGUGCAUGGGGAGAUGAGUGAGGACAUGCACCGACAGCAGCUUGCGUCGGCGCUGCUGGCCUCGCUCAUAUCCAGUGGUGUGCUCGGGGGCAGCGGCAGUGAUGGCAGUGGCCUUGGCGGGAUGCAAGCGGGGCACGACGACGACGAUGAUGGUGAUGGUGAUGGUGAUCAUAAUGGUGAGGGUGGUGAUACUGCUGGUAGCGAGGCUGGUGGGGAUGGUGCACGAACAAGUCACAAGCCAAGAAUACAACAGUUGGAGUGAGGCAUGUCUCUGUGUGUCUGUGUGUGUGUCUGUUUGUCUCUGUGUGUGUGUGCCUGUGUGUGUGCGCGUGAUGUACUUGUCACAUCACUGUGCAUCUCAAGCAAUGAAUGGUGACUGUGGCG